AUGAGAGUCUUUCAGAUCGCCCUCCGCAUUUGGGAGUUCGUCUGGACACUGCUCGUCAUGUCCCUAAUCGGAAACAUGAUCGCAGAAGCCUUUGGCGGAAACCCCGCCACAGUCAACUACACCAUGUUUGUCGCGGCCUUCUCCAUGUUCACGCUCUUCUACCUGAUCCCCGCAUCCAUCAACCCAGAUUGGGCGAUCCACCCGAUCAUCAUGGUCGUCCUGGACACCCUGAACGCAAUCUUCUUCCUCACCUCGGCGAUUGCUCUCGCGGCGAGACUCGAGGCCCACAGCUGCGGAAACAGGGAAUACGUCCUGAGCAACGAAAUCACCAACGGCUCGCACAACCCCGAGAAGCGCUGCCGCGAGGCCCAGGCAUCGACUGCCUUCCUCUGGUUCGCGUGGGCUGGGUACACGGCAUCCAUGGUUAUUUCGAUCCUGAUGUCCCGCCGCACCGGCGCCAACCUGCGUCCUCGCGUCGGCCCUGCCCGCGGCCGUCCCAGUAUGGCUCAGGUCUAG
Aspergillus calidoustus is the source of this 516-nucleotide messenger RNA. The record is from the annotation of a GenBank genome assembly. Lineage: Eukaryota; Fungi; Ascomycota; Eurotiomycetes; Eurotiales; Aspergillaceae.